GAGUAAUGGCAUGAACAUUGUCUUACUAUUUUGACAACCCGUUUACAGAACACAGUGGAGAGUACUACGCAUCUGUUUGUGUAAACAUAUUUGACUAUAAUUUGGAGGUCAAUAACUGGACGAAGACGGCUGGACUACUUACAACAUAUGAGAAUCAAAAGUCUUGAAGUAGACUGCUUUAUGUUUUAUCUUUUCCAAGCAGAUAGGGAUUUGCUUCUGGACAUGUGAAUCAAAGGAGUUACAGACAUCCUCAAAAUGAAGCAAGCAUCUGCCCUGUGUUGCUUCGGCUUUCUCCUGACUUCGGCGUUGUUUCGUGGGAGCUCUUCACAGUCAGUGUGUGCAGGCACGGAGAACAAGCUGAGCACGCUGUCCGACCUGGAGCAACAGUACCGCACCCUGCGCAAGUACUACGAGAACUGCGAGGUGGUGAUGGGGAACCUGGAGAUCACCAGCAUUGACCGCAGCCGAGACCUCUCCUUCCUCAGAUCCAUCAGGGAAGUGACAGGCUAUGUGUUGGUGGCAUUGAACCAGUUCGACUACCUGCCCCUGGAGAACCUGCGGAUCGUCAGAGGGACCAAGCUGUACGAGGAGCGCUACGCCCUCGCCAUCUUCCUCAACUACCGCCGCGACGGAAACUUUGGCCUUCGUCAGCUGGGGCUCAAGAACCUCACAGAGAUCCUGAACGGAGGGGUGUAUGUGGAUCAGAAUAAGUUCCUGUGCCAUGCCGACACCAUCCACUGGCAAGACAUCGUCAAGAACCAGCGCCUCAGCCCUGUGGUGGUACCCACCAAUAGCAGCAUAGCCUGCCAGAAAUGUCAUAGAUCCUGCAAUGGUCGCUGCUGGGGCCCAAAGGAGAACCAGUGUCAGAGCUUGACUAAGACAGUGUGUGCAGAGCAGUGUGAUGGCCGCUGUUUCGGACCCUACGUUAGCGACUGCUGCCACCGUGAGUGUGCAGGUGGAUGCUUCGGACCCAAGGAUACAGACUGCUUUGCCUGCACCAACUUCAACGACAGCGGCGCAUGUGUGACCCAGUGUCCUCAGCCGUUUGUCUACAACCCCACCACCUUCCAGCUGGAGCACAACCCCCGCGCCAAGUACACCUACGGAGCCUUCUGUGUCAAGAAGUGCCCGCACAACUUUGUGGUGGACCACAGCUCCUGUGUACGAGCCUGCCCUAGCAACAAGAUGGAGGUUGAGGAGAAUCGCGUCAAGAUGUGCAUUCCCUGCACUGACAUCUGUCCUAAAGCUUGUGAUGGGAUAGGUACAGCUAGUCUCCAAGCGGCUCAAACUGUGGACUCCAGCAACAUUGACAAGUUUGUCAACUGCACCAAGAUCAACGGCAACCUGGUCUUCCUCAUCACUGGCAUCAAAGGAGACGUUUAUCACAACAUCGAGGCUCUGGACCCAGAGAAGCUCAACGUGUUCCGAACUGUUCGGGAGAUUACAGGCUACGUCAACAUCCAAUCCUGGCCAGAGAACAUGACCGACCUCGGUGUCUUCUCCAACCUGGCAACCAUCGGGGGGAGAGCUCUCUACAGUGAGAUCUCUCUGCUGGUCUUGAAGCAGCAGGGUAUCACCUCUCUGCAGCUGCAGUCCCUGAGUGAGAUCAGCGCAGGGAACGUCCACAUUGCAGACAACAGCCAGCUCUGCUACUACCACACUGUCAACUGGACCAGUCUGUUUCGCGCCAGCAACCAGAAGGUCCUAAUAAGAAACAACCGCAACUCCCAGGAGUGCACCAUACAGCGGAUGGUUUGUGACCCCUUAUGUUCAGACUCUGGGUGCUGGGGUCCAGGUCCAGACCAGUGUCUCUCAUGUCGUUACUUCAGCAGAGGACGCACCUGUGUGGACACUUGCAACCUGUACGAAGGGGACGUUCGGGAGUAUGCUAACAGCUCCAUGUGUGUGGAGUGUGAUGCUCAGUGUGAGAAGGCAGACGAUGACUCCCUGACCUGUCAUGGCCCGGGUCCUGACCACUGUGUGAAAUGCCUCCACUUCAAAGACGGCCCGAACUGCGUGGACAAGUGUCCCGACGGCCUGCAGGGGGCCAACAGCUUCAUCUUCAAAUACGCAGAAGCCAACCACGAGUGUCACCCCUGCCACUCCAACUGCACACAGGGGUGUACUGGUCGCAGGCUGCAAGACUGCAUUGGCUGGAUGGACAGAACCCCCCUGAUUGCUGCAGGCGUGAUCGGGGGUCUGUUCGUGGUGGUCAUAGUGGGCCUGAGUGUUGCCGUGUCGGUCCGCCGGAUGAGCAUCAAGAAGAAGAGAGCCCUGCGGCGCUUCCUGGAGACUGAGCUGGUGGAGCCCCUGACCCCCAGUGGUACCGCCCCCAAUCAAGCCCAGCUGCGCAUCCUUAAAGAGACAGAACUGAAGAGGGUCAAGAUCCUGGGCUCGGGGGCCUUCGGCACGGUCUACAAGGGGAUCUGGGUUCCCGAGGGCGAGACAGUGAAGAUCCCCGUUGCCAUCAAGAUCCUCAACGAGACCACGGGCCCCAAGGCCAAUGUGGAGUUCAUGGACGAGGCCUUGAUCAUGGCCAGCAUGGAGCACCCCCACCUGGUGCGUCUUCUGGGGGUGUGCCUGAGCCCCACCAUCCAGCUGGUGACCCAGCUCAUGCCCCACGGCUGCCUGCUCGACUACGUCCACGAGCACAAGGACAACAUCGGCUCGCAGCUGCUGCUCAACUGGUGUGUCCAGAUCGCCAAGGGGAUGAUGUACCUGGAGGAGAGGAGGCUUGUCCACAGAGAUCUAGCAGCCCGUAAUGUGCUGGUCAAGUCCCCCAACCACAUCAAGAUCACAGACUUUGGCCUGGCUCGUCUGCUUGAUGUCAAUGAGAAGGAGUACAAUGCUGAUGGAGGAAAGAUGCCAAUUAAAUGGAUGGCCUUGGAGUGCAUUCACUACAGGAAAUUCACCCACCAGAGCGAUGUCUGGAGCUAUGGGGUGACCAUCUGGGAGCUGAUGACGUUUGGAGGGAAGCCGUACGAUGGGAUAUCUACCCGAGACAUCCCAGACCUGCUGGAGAAAGGAGAGCGUCUGCCUCAGCCCCCCAUAUGCACCAUAGAUGUUUACAUGGUCAUGGUCAAAUGCUGGAUGAUUGAUGCGGACAGCAGGCCUAAAUUUAAGGAGCUUGCGGCAGAGUUCUGCAGGAUGGCCCGGGACCCACAGAGAUACCUGGUCAUCCAGGGAGAUGACCGAAUGAAGCUGCCCAGCCCCAAUGACAGUAAGUUCUUCCAGAGCCUGCUGGAUGAGGAGGACCUGGAGGACCUGAUGGAUGCAGAGGAGUACCUGGUGCCCCACGGCUUCAGCAUCCCCCCGCUGGCCUACACGCCUCGCCCCCGCGUCGACUCCAACAGGAACCAGUUUGUAUACCAGGAUGGUAGCUUCAGCAUGGAGAACCUGAUGGCCACCAUCCCCAGGGUCAUCUCUGUGUCCGCCGUGGCGGGCUGCGCCUCUCAGGACCCGUCGGCAGGCCAAAGUAACCCUCCCGAGAGCUUCGAGGACCAGCGCUGCAACGGCACCCUGAGGAAGCAGGCUUCCCCCAGGCCAGGUCCAACUCCAGGCCCAGGCUUAGCUCCAGGCCCAGGGACGGGCCUCGGAGCGUUGGAGGACAGCAGCGGCCAGCGCUACAGCGCAGACCCCACUAUACUCCUAGGAGAUAGGGGGGCGAAAGGGGACACAGACCAGGAUGGGUACAUGACAGCCAUGAGAGAGAAGAAAAACUCAGACUAUCUCAACCCGGUGGAGGAGAACCCAUUCGUCACACGCCGUAGGAAUGGAGACAUCCACUCUAUGGAGAGCAGCUCAGUCUACCACAGCGCCCCCGGCGGGCAGCCUAGGCUUGAGGAUGAGUAUGUCAACGAGCCCCUCUACCUCAACACCUUCCACAACCCUGGCGAGACAACUCAGGAAUACCUGAAGAAGACCGGUAUCCCCGGCCCACAUCUCCCCGCUCCUGGCCCCAACGCCGGCCAAUCAGCAGCUCCAAAUCCCUCCCAAAGCCUCACCCUCUCCGCCGCCCAGGCUGCCGGGUACGUGGCGCCCCCUGGCCACCCGGGCAUCUCCCUCCACCCGUCACAUGCCACCCACACCCUGCACCCCGGGCACACCCUCCACCCCAGCGUCACAGGCACCAUUAUGGUGGACAAGAAGAACAAGAAGACGUUUGACAAUCCAGAGUAUUGGCAGCACAGCCUGCCCCCCAAGGCCACCCUGCACAACCCUGAGUACCUGCAAGACUGCAGCACGCGCUUCUUCUACCGGCAGAACGGCCGCAUCCGGCCCGCCGUGGCGGACAACCAGGAGUACCUGUCGGAGUUCGCCCUGAAACCCGGCACCGUGCUGCCUCCCCCACCUUACAGGCAGAGGAACACUGUCGUGUAGUGAGAGAGGGAUGGCUGGAUGGACGGAGGGAAGGAGGGAGGGAGGGAGAGGGGGAGGUGAUAUGUGUAGACUGUUCUCACAGCCGAGCAGUAUUUAUCAACCCUGGUUCCCCCACACCAGCACUGGACACCUGUCUGUCUGUCUGUCUGUCCGUCUGUCUCUCUGUCUGUCUUUCUGUCUGCCUGGCUGUCGUCUUUUGACACUGGAUAUAAUAUAACACAGCUGUGAGACACCCCUCAACCAUGGACUCUUGAACAAGAGAGACACUGGUCAGCCGCAGCUGUAACUCCGCCCUUCUUCAACUAGUCCCUGCCUCCCUCCUAGCCCCCCCCCCUCUCUGUGUAUACCACCAUGACUGUCCACCUCUGGGUCAGAACCUCCCCGGUUGACUGUCCUACUCCAACUGCGUCUCUCCUCUCUCCCAAGCUGAACGCGUGCCAAAACGGUCUGAUGGUUUGCAGACAUAUGUGGUUGUCAUUUAACAUGUAUUAAUGCAUCAAGGUGUCUUUUGAUGUUCCUGGAAUUGCACAGCCACAUACACAUCAAGGUGUCAUUUGAUGUUCCUGGAAUUGCACAGCCACACACACUGCAUACUGUAAUAUUGCCACAGUGAGCCUUUUCCACAGUGACUCACUUGUCACUUGACUGGCUCCGUCAUGAAGAGCUGUUGGUGUGUACAGUACGUACACAUCGCUGUGUUGUGACAGCCUGCCAUCCUGCGAACAUGCUAUGGCCAUCUGUCAUAUCACUUCUUGUUUGCAUUCCAGUCUAGGGUAGUUCCCUAGUGUUUAUGGGCCUGACCCCUCUACAUACAAAAUGGGAUUUAUACUUAUUAUUCUGCUCCUCAUAUCAGAUGUGACAUGCUUAUGGGGAGGCUUGGGUUUAUUUACUCACCUCGACCUUGACAGAUCAGUAACCUUGUACUAUUUCAAUAUACUAUACAUGCUUACACACACACAAACACACACACACACACAUACAGAGACACCUACAGAUAACUGAUGCCUAAAUUACGUUUCUCCAUUGACCUUGAGCUCAAAGCAGUUUAGAUAACAACCGUACUUGAAUAAAAAGACCAAUCUACUAGUCAAGUAAAUGUCCCUGUGGUAGACAGUACAAAUGGGGCCCCACAUGGAACAUAAAGGAUACUCAGACAGACAUUGUUAAACCCUGGGAGGAAUAGCCUCCUUGAGAAGGUGACUCCUCAACCUCCUCAAACCCCGACACACGACUUGGUUCCGAGGCCCAAAAGCACAGGAAAAAUGUUCUCUCGAUCUGGUUCGCUCUGGAUAAGAGUGUCUGCUAAAUGACUAAAUGUUCCUCUCAUGGUGGAUGAGGGGAGAAGAGCCCUAGGACCAAACACUGGACAGAGUAAUGGCUGAGCAGGAGGAUAACAACAGGAGGAUUCUGGUUCUUGAUUGAGAGGAGAGGAAAGCACUUCUGACUGGAUAAGGGCUGGAGGUCCUGUUCCUGGUUCUGUUCCUGAGUCCAAAAGCACAAUGGGGGGAGAGGGACCAGAUGGUGGUUUCACUGUAAGGAUACUGGGGAACUGAGAUGGCUGCUCAAUCUGAAUAUAAGUCAAUUUCAGACUGGAAUGAGGUAAAGAUAUGCAGUAGUGUGUGGAAUAAAAGUGUUUAUUUUUAUUUUUUCAAGAUGAGGACAGUGAGAACUAUAAUUAAACCAACAUCAUCAUCCCGUGAAGACAUCGACAAACUAAAACUGAGACUUCAAACCAAACUGGCUCCUGAGACUAUUUGCUCCACCAAAUGUCUACAUCCUUUUCUUGUGGUUUGGACUCCAAGCGGAGAAUGAAACUGUGCCAAAAGGAUCAGUUUUCUCCACGCAGAAACGACACCCACUUCCACUUGGGAAUCACAGUUCUACAAGUGACUGCAUCACAAUGAACUAUUUUGUAUUCGUGUUUGACAAUAAUGUGGAGAUAAUCCAGGUAGACACACCCAGACACACACGUAAACAUGGAGCAUAUCUAUGGAAGGCCAGCUCCUGGGAUCUCACUGAGUACUACUACACGCUUGGUUUCGUUGCUAGAUGAGGAAUACUGUCAUCUAAAGUGUAUUGUUUUGGUAUUUGUAAUUUGAUAGCACUUGACACACUAACACAGCCAAACAGCUAUACUGUUACUUUCAAGAGAAACGCUCUUGAUUUUGUAUUAUUGUGAGUAAUUCCUCAUCUCAUUACACAUUGAAAGACAGCAUACCCAUUGCACUUUUUAUUGUUUUUUGUCACAGUUUAGUCUGUGUUUGCAUAAUGAUGCACCCCACAUUGAGCACUAUUAUGUAAAUUAGCAGUGACAGCGCAAAAUUGUGUGUUAUUUAGCACUAACCACAUACAAUACUUAUCUAUUAGCACGACACAGCACAACACUCAAUCUCUCCACCGGUCCUGACAGCCAGGGACUUCAGGAGAGGCAUGUUCGUGUUUUAGAGUUGAUACGUUUACAACUAUCUCCUCCUCUUGAUGAGACAUAACCGUCUGCCAUGGCGUGUAGAUAUUGGUGGUUAGCUAGGCUAGGCCAUGACUGGGACAAUACUACAUAGCAGGCCUGUUUAGCUAGUGGCUUCAAUGUGACAGAAGUUCAGGCAGCUACAGUAUAGACAGCUGAACCAGUGACCAACGAGGCGAGUAAUUGGACGGCACCAAUGUUGUCUUAGCCUAGACAGCAAUGACUUGGCAAGUAGUCGGCUGUGGCAGAUUUUUCGGCACUGCUCUUUCUUAUUUUAGGCGUCACAAUUGAAAUUUUGAUUUCAGGUGACUCAUUUGAUCUAACAUUCACUGCAUGUUAUCCAGAUAUACUGUAGAUGUGUGCAGUGGAAAGGGGCUCGCACUACGGUGCAGUUUGAGGGAAAACUGUAGUUUACUAUUUUUUGCACCUCUCCUGUUGGGAAGCUACUGUACCAGCCGACUGGAUGACAGGAAGGAGUACUGAAGUGCAAUGACAGCCUUGGAGUGUUGCUGAAAAGACUCAUAAUGGUUCUCUGUGGUAAUAAUAAACUCUGGUUCCAGCAGCAAGCCCCUACACUACCAAGGGGCUCCCAGCCCUCUUAAUGCUAAUAGCUUUGCUGGGCCACUGAGGCCUUCUCUACAGUUCUGUAGGGAAAUCAUGUCUCCUUCUGGUCCAGCUAGCACUAGGGAGAGAAAUACAGUACGACAGGCAAUAGUUAGUAAUCCUGCACAGGGUCAAAGACAUGGUAUUAGGGUUCCAGAAAUGUUACCACAUCAAUACAUCAAUGUUACAAUAGG
This is a messenger RNA of Osmerus eperlanus (European smelt), 7641 nucleotides long. Its product is annotated as receptor tyrosine-protein kinase erbB-4-like. Gene Ontology annotation, molecular function: ATP binding; epidermal growth factor receptor binding; transmembrane receptor protein tyrosine kinase activity. Gene Ontology annotation, biological process: multicellular organism development; neurogenesis; positive regulation of kinase activity. Gene Ontology annotation, cellular component: basal plasma membrane; signaling receptor complex; plasma membrane. Lineage: Eukaryota; Metazoa; Chordata; Actinopteri; Osmeriformes; Osmeridae. The record is from RefSeq and is a predicted model, not a curated record.